Messenger RNA from Prunus persica (peach), 1714 nucleotides. RefSeq names its product BTB/POZ and MATH domain-containing protein 4. Gene Ontology annotation, biological process: protein ubiquitination. The coding region runs from base 244 to 1527 and encodes 427 amino acids. NCBI's taxonomy places the organism in Eukaryota, Viridiplantae, Streptophyta, Magnoliopsida, Rosales, Rosaceae. The record is from RefSeq and is a predicted model, not a curated record. The transcript is spliced from 4 exons. Gene Ontology annotation, molecular function: protein binding.
AUUUUCAGGUCCCUGGGCAAUAGGCGAAUUCAUAUCCCUUUCUCUCACCUGAAGCUUCGCUCAUCGAGAAAACAGACCUGCAAAUGAAAAGAAAAUCAUUUACCAGCAAACAACAAAAACCAUCAAAUUUCUUCUUUGCAAAAGUCGAUCGAACAAAUUGAUGUCUUCCAUCUCCAAACUGACCUAACUUACCUUCAAAUUGCAAACCCUAUUCUUCUUAUUCUUCUUCUUCCCUAACCCCAAAUGUUCUCACACAGACACAAGAGCCCUCUGGUCUCUCCCUCCAGCUCGCGCUUCGUCACGGAGACCGUCAACGGCUCCCAUAACUUCGUCAUCAAAGGCUAUUCGUUGGCCAAAGGAAUUGGCGUCGGCAAACACAUUGCCAGUGAGACUUUCACCGUCGGAGGCUUCCAAUGGGCCAUCUAUUUCUACCCAGAUGGGAAGAACCCGGAGGAUAACUCCGCCUAUGUCUCCGUCUUCAUUGCUCUAGCUAGCGAAGGUACCGACGUGCGAGCUCUCUUCGAGCUCACUCUGGUUGAUCAGGGUACUCAUGGCAAGCACAAGGUCCAUAGCCAUUUCGAUCGCUCUCUGGAAAGCGGGCCCUACACGCUCAAGUAUAGAGGUAGCAUGUGGGGCUACAAACGUUUUUUCAGACGCACUAUGCUUGAGUCAUCGACUUUCCUUAAGGACGAUUGCUUGAAGCUUAAUUGCACUGUUGGUGUUGUGGUUUCUGCAAUAGACAGUUCAAGAUUGCACUCCAUAGAUGUCCCUGAGUCUGAUAUUGGAGCUCAUUUUGGUAUGUUAUUGGAGAAUGAGGAAGGUUCAGAUGUAACUUUCAAUGUGCGUGGCGUAAAGUUUCAUGCUCACAAGCUAGUAUUGGCUGCUCGGUCUCCCGAGUUCGAAAGUGAAUUUCUGAAUGGAAUGGAAGAGGAUAAUCGUGAAAUAGUUGUUGUGGAUAUGGAACCCAAGGUCUUUAAGGCUUUGCUGCACUUCAUUUAUACAGAUAAUCUUAUUGAAGAUGAAGAGUUCUCAGUAACAAGUUCAUCUUGCAUGCCAUCUUUAUCAGACAAAUUAGCUGCAAAGUUGUUAGCUGCAGCAGACAAAUAUGGCUUAGCUAGGCUUGCCCUGAUGUGUGAAUCUGUUCUCUGCAAGGAUGUAUCUGUCAAUUCUGUUGCCAAUAUUCUGGCCUUGGCUGAUCGUUUUUCUGCUAUGGAUCUAAAAUCCGUUUGCCUGAAAUUUGCUGCUGAAAAUCUAGUGGCCGUCAUGGAAACAGAUGGUUUUGAGUUGCUCAAGGAGAACUGCCCACUGUUGCAGUCAGAGCUUUUGAAGACAGUUGCAGGAACUGAGGAGGAACUCAGCGGAGGCGGAAAGAGUCGAAGUGUUUGGGCCCAGUUUUCUGAUGGUGGGGAUACAACUGAUAGGCGUAGACAUAACUGGGAAGAUGUAGGAGAGAGAGGUCAAAGCCUCUGGGUCCAGUCUUCUGAUGGUGGUGAUGCGAGAGGUAUGAGUCCUGGGCAAGAAGGUUGAUAUGGUAAAUGUGCUGAAUUGGUGUUUUCAUUACACAUAUGGAAUGAAAGGGAAUAGAAAACCGUGAUAGGAUUGUACAAAGAGGGAAAAAGAACCCAAAACAAAAACUCGUACUUUGAAAUCUGUAUUCUAUUGUAUGUUGAAUCAGUGAUGAAAUAUGAUGCAGUGGACUGAGUUAUAUAUGUCU